Messenger RNA from Cavenderia fasciculata, 330 nucleotides. RefSeq lists its product as uncharacterized. The record is from RefSeq and is a predicted model, not a curated record. The transcript has a single exon. NCBI's taxonomy places the organism in Eukaryota, Evosea, Eumycetozoa, Acytosteliales, Cavenderiaceae. The coding region runs from base 1 to 330 and encodes 109 amino acids.
AUGAAUAAUAAUAAUCAAAUAAUUGAUAGAGAUAAUAAAAAUAAUAAUUUUAUGAUUUAUGAAAAUGUAAAAGAAGAAUUAAAACAAUUAUUAAGAUUAUAUCAAUUUCAAAAAACAAAGGUACUAGAUAAAGAAUUAUAUUUAGAAUCAAUUCAAACAUGUCAUGAUAAAUAUCAACAUCAACUUGGAGGAUUGGAUCUAUUAUAUUGGGAGAAUAAAUAUAAAUUUAAUCUAUUCAAGUUUAAUCUAAAGAAAUUACAAUACAAAAUUCAAACAAAUAAUCAAAAUAUUACUAUUGUAAAGAAAUACAAGAAUUAUCAAAUGAUUUAA